UGCUUACAAAAGAGGAACUUCUUUGUGCUUUGGAAGUUGCUAACAUCGAAGUGCCUCCGAAAGCAACUUUACCACAACUACGCAUGUUGUACGAGCAAAGUGUACCGAAAAACAAAAUGGAGGAACAAUCAACCCAGAAUUUCAUUCCUCAAAGAGUGUGUGCAGAUGAAGACGAAGUGACGAACAAUGGAAACCACGUUGCAGCAGCCGCCAUCUUGAUGAAAGACAAAGCUGCUCCGACAUCUUCGACGCAAGGUGCUUCAUUCGACGCAACUUCUCAUCAAUUGGAAUUAAUGGCGCUACGAGCAAAAAUUAUGGAAAUGGAACAGCGGCAGACGUUUACGGAUGGUCGAUUGGUUCAUCCCGAGGAGUUGAAACAUUUGAUACCGGAAUUUUCUGACGGCCUCGGUAUCAAUAAGUGGAUCAAUACGAUUCGCUACAAUAGCGAAUUAUAUGGAUGGCAGGAUCGCACGAUGCUUUUAUAUGCAGGCAGUCGGUUGACUGGAGCAGCAAGCGAAUGGUACAAUGGCUUCCGUAACACUUUGAAGACAUUCGACGAAUUCGCUGACACAAUUAAAAAGGCUUUUCCUGAUCGCUGUAACGAAGCCGUUAUUCAUAGCCAAUUAGCAUCGGUCUACAAGAAAAUUUCUGAGUCGUACACAAGCUAUGUAUACCGAGUAAAUGCGCUGGGAAUGUCAGGCCACGUGAGUGAGGAGGCUAUCAUAACUUAUGUCAUCAGAGGACUUUCUCGUGACCCUCUCUAUGAUAGCCUUGUGACCAAGGAUUACCGCGAUAUUUACGACCUGAUUGACAACAUUAAGCGAUAUGAAUCCCAUCUUCUGUUGCGCAAAAACCCAGAACGCCGCAGCCCAUCUCACAUCAACACCAUUUCCCCGAGACCGAUUCCACCAAGACAAACGACGACAGAACCUCUUCGAUGUUAUAACUGCUCGAAUCAUGGACAUCAUUCAUCGCAAUGCACACAACCUCGCCGAGCUCCGGGUUCCUGUUUCCGAUGUGGUAGCACAUCACAUGUCAUUCGCAACUGUCCUGUCCCAGAUAGACGUCAACUAACGGUUGCUGCGGUACAGGGCAACGACAAUGAAACAGCGCAUCUAGAUUCUGGGGAAAAUGGAAACUUCGUUCAACUUGAGGCCUAUCAGGAGCUCUAAAAGCUUCAUAAAUGAAGCCAUUGUUCCGGUUACAAAACUAAGCGCUCCCCAACCAAGUGGAUUUCGAGGAAUAGGAAAUGUGAAUUUACAAACUCUUGGAACAGUACAGCUAAAACUUAGUUUUCGUAAUCAAACAUUCAUUCACAAUUUCUAUAUUUUACCAAAAAGCUACAUGUCCCUAUCCAUGAUAGUAGGGAGAGAUUUGUUAUCAGAAUUUAACAUCACACUCGCUCAAUUCCGUAAACAUUACAGCAAACUUAUGCUGAUGAAUUUAAAUAAAGAUAAAAUUCUGAACUUAAAAAAACCGGGUUUUUACCAUAAGCUCCAAACGUUGGGUCUUUUACGUAGUUCGAUCCAGGCUCCCUUACCAGAGGUAUGCAAAGAUUCGAAAUUGUCCGAUCCCAAUAUUUCUUCAAAAUUCAUUUCGAUAUCAGACAAAUCUGAACAUAAACAACAAUAUGACACAACUUUUUCUGAAAUGUGUUCUAUAAAUAUUAGCGAUGAGGCUAGCACUAUAAAUGUUGGAGAACAUCUUUCUAAAGAACAAGGCAUUGCUUUAAGAUCAAUAGUGUCCAAUAAUUACAUUAAUUUUCCGGAUAAACAUAUAAUACCAUCUGCUCAUAAAAUGCGAAUUAGCUUAACUCAUGAUACUCCUAUUUUCACAAAGCCUAGACGACUUUCUUUCGAUGAAAGGAAUAAAGUAAAAGUCAUUGUGAAGGAUUUAUUAGAGAAAAAUAUAAUAAGACCCAGUAACUCUCCUUAUGCUUCCGCACUGGUACUCGUUAGGAAGAAAAAUGGCGAAAUUCGUAAGUGUGUCGACUACCGACCUCUUAAUAAAGUAACAAUCCGCGACAACUACCCGCUUCCACUCAUAGAGACGUGCCUAGAACACUUGGGCAAUAAAAAAUUCUUUACGUUACUAGACCUAAAGAGUGGUUUUCAUCAAGUGGCAAUGGACGAGGAUUCAAUUAAAUUCACAGCGUUUGUUACUCCAGACGGCCAGUACGAGUACACGCGUAUGCCCUUCGGAUUAAAAAACGCGCCAGCUGAAUUUCAGCGUUUCAUUAAUACAAUUUUGCGGAAAUUCAUCGAGAAUGAAAAGCUGGUUGUAUACAUUGACGACAUUCUCAUAGCUUCUCAAGACUUUAAAGAACAUCUUGAAAUAGUUAGUGAAGUUUUGCAUACUCUACGAAAUAAUGGGUUGGAGCUACGGCUUGAUAAAUGUAAGUUUGCUUACGAUGAAUUGGAUUACUUAGGAUACAAGGCCAAUCAUUCAGGUAUAUGUCCUAGCGAUAAUCAUGUAAAAAUUAUCAAAAACUAUCCUGUUCCUCAGAACACAAAACAGGUACAACAAUGUUUAGGUCUUUUUUCGUUUUUCCGGAGGUUUGUUCCACAUUUCUCUAGUAUUGCAAAACCACUUACUAAUCUUUUGAAAAACAAUGUUCCAUUUAUUUUUGAUGAUGAGUGUAAAAAAGCAUUUGAAACACUCCGAGAUAAAUUGAUAGUAGCUCCGGUGCUUGCCAUAUACGACCCUAAACGCGAAACUGAACUUCACUGUGACGCAAGUUCGAUAGCUUUUGGUUCUGUGCUUUUGCAAAAACAGGAUGAUGGUAGAUAUCACCCUAUUUCGUAUUUUUCCAAAACCACUUCGGCUGAUGAAGCUAAAUUGCACAGCUACGAGCUUGAAACAUUGGCCGUUAUAUAUGCGCUCAA
This is a messenger RNA of Anopheles coluzzii, 2885 nucleotides long. RefSeq lists its product as uncharacterized. Bases 84 to 1172 code for a protein of 362 amino acids. Gene Ontology annotation, molecular function: zinc ion binding; nucleic acid binding. The record is from RefSeq and is a predicted model, not a curated record. Lineage: Eukaryota; Metazoa; Arthropoda; Insecta; Diptera; Culicidae. The transcript is spliced from 2 exons.